This is a messenger RNA of Pocillopora meandrina, 1596 nucleotides long. NCBI's taxonomy places the organism in Eukaryota, Metazoa, Cnidaria, Anthozoa, Scleractinia, Pocilloporidae. The record is from the annotation of a GenBank genome assembly.
UGGCUACAGGAAGAAGUUCAAUUAAAGUUCCAUGUGAAAAUGAAGACUUACCUGACAAAAGAAAAUGCACCAGAUUUUGAUGAGGACACUUUACGAGGUGAGCUAGGUUCAACUUCGGCUUCAGUUAUUGUUAGAGCAAUUUCUAUUCGAUCAGUUUCAAGAAUGCAAGCAGAUGUGGAAAAGGAUACAUACACUGUAUGACCACUUUAAAGGAUAUUUGGCCAGUCAUGACUCUCUUCUAUGAUUACAAUAUGCUGUUCAUUGAGAAGAUCUAUGACACAGAAACUUUUGCUAUUUUCUUUUCUAACAGUUCAAAGCAAUAACACAAAGUUAUAAUAAGUUAAGACUUUAUUUGAUCAUCAUAUAAAAUCCAUUGUAAGUUUGCAUCAUAGGUACCAUCAUCGUCAUCACCAUCAUCUUUCUAUUUUAAUGAAACAUAAUCACUUUGAAACCUUCAACAUUCCCUCCUUUCUCCUCGAGCAACCCACAGGCAUUUGAUCUUCAUCCAAGCCAAAGAGAGGGCGGGGGGGGGAGGGGGUUACCCUGCCUGACUGGCGUUAGGGAAUUUGAAUAAAAACUGUCACAUCUAAUAUCCAGUAGAGUACAAGUGUUAAUUAUCAUUGAAUAUGGAGGUGUUUAAGGUAGAUAGUGUACUUUCACUAACAAAUGGCUCAGAAGAAAUAAGGCUUCAAGGUCUAGGUUUUAAAGCUUGGUCAAUUAGUUUUUAAAGCUUUAUCAAUUAGUUGAAAGUGAAAUUGCUAAUUAUUUCGCCUUUACAUAAGAUUGUGUGGGACAAUUGAACAUUUUAUUAAUUUUUCCCAGGAAUAGGAAUUUUAGGAAACCUAUCUCCAAAAUCUCUCAUCUCCAGGGGUUUGCCUCGAAUUAAGAGAUGCUUAUAAUUCUCAUCAUUAUUCUUACCCAUGUUGUCACCUACAUUGUUAGCAUCAUCAUAACUAUUGAAAAUCUGCAGAUUUUAAAUCUCCAGAUCUUGGCAGCUCUGACUAUACACGAAUAAUUAUUAACUACGACCACAGACUUCGACACCCAUUUUUAAUUUUUUUUUUCGAAUUAUUUUAUUUUUUUCUUUGCAGCCACAGCUGAUGUUUAUAGGAAUGAGGGUAAUGAGGCCUUCAAGAAAGGAGAUUUCAUCGAUGCUAUUCAUUUUUACACCAAAGGAAUUAAAAUGAACUGCAAUGACAAAGAACUGAAGGCCAAACUGCACAACAACAGGGCAAUUGCACAUUCUAAACUUGGUAAGAUAAUGAGAACUUUAAUAUGCAUUAUUUAUCUAUUUUGAAGCUAUUGAGUUGUCAGUAGUAGUUUUCUGAAAAAUGUGAUGAUUUUGAAUGCAUGCCCGGAAAAAUUUACAUCUUAUCUUGGCCUCUCAAAUAUACAAAGAAGUAACCUCUUACCCCAGAUAUCAAUGAGCAUCACAAGUUUUUCCCAAAAUUAUAGUAAUGGUAGUUGGUUUGCAACAUGCAUGGCUACUCAGAGAUAUUUAUUUCAAUAACAGGAAAUCACCAGGAUUCACUAAGGGAUGCAGAUGCAGCCAUUGAGUUAAAUCCAACUUUCCUUAAGGCAAUUUUGAGAGGUUAG